CCCAAUCAGAAGGGAAGAGGAAUCAGGAGGUGACGACGCGGAUAGCGCCAAGAUGCCUGAGUGCGCAGGCGUCAGCUUUCCCGCCAAACGUCAUUUAAUACAUGACAAACUAUCGUUUUUGCUCCUCCUCACUCUUUGCUCUUAUCGUGCUAUCCACCACCCCCCUCCCCCUUUUGCGUCUUUUCCUUUCGUCACUUCGUUCCUUGCCGGUCAGCGCAGGCUCUCCUCUCAGGGUACAAUCCAAUUGCGCUGUUCGGAUUCGGGCCCACCGGCUCCCGCCGCCCAUAGUUAUCUGUUCCCCUGACCCCCGACAGUCAACAGGUCUGCAGCCGUCACAAUGAGUCGCACGGAGGCAGAUUUGGCGAUUAACAUUCGCAAAGCUACCAGCAUUGAGGAAACCGCUCCCAAACGGAAGCAUGUCCGGAGUUGCAUUGUGUAUACAUGGGAUCACAAGUCCUCUGCCGCCUUCUGGGCUGGCAUGAAAGUUCAACCGGUCCUUGCCGACGAGGUACAGACAUUUAAAGCCUUGAUAACGAUACAUAAGGUUCUGCAGGAGGGGCAUCCGGUUGUGGUUCGGGAGGCGCAGCAGCAUGCCAAUUGGAUAGACAGCUUGAUGCGUGGUGUGGGAGGCGAUGGUAUUCGCGGCUAUGGUCCUCUUAUCCGGGAAUAUGUAUUCUUCCUCGAAUCGAAGUUGACCUUCCACCGGAACCACCCCGAAUUUAACGGUCUGUUUGAAUACGAGGAGUACAUCAGUCUCAAGACGAUCAAUGAUCCAAACGAGGGUUACGAGACUAUCUCGGAUCUUAUGACUUUGCAGGACCAGAUCGAUGCGUUCCAGAAAUUGAUCUUUUCGCAUUUCCAAUCGGGAACGAACAACGAGUGUCGGAUCUCUGCAUUGGUGCCACUGGUACAGGAGAGCUACGGCAUCUAUAAAUUUAUCACGAGCAUGUUGAGAGCCAUGCAUACAACCACGGGAGAUGCCGAGGCACUGGAGCCUCUUCGUGGUCGCUACGAUGCUCAGCACUACCGACUUGUUCGGUUCUACUACGAGUGCUCAAACUUGCGCUACCUAACCAGCCUUAUCACCAUCCCCAAGUUGCCCCAGAACCCACCUAACCUGCUUGCUGAUGAUGAUGAACGUCCCGCUUUGCCCAAACGGCCGACGAAGGAGGUGGAGCACGAGCCAUCUCCGCCGCCAAAGUCGGGGCCCGCUGAUCCCGAGCCCAUCAAUGACUUCUGGACUACCGAAGCCAAGCGCCAGCAGGAGGAAUUCGAAGCGGAGCAGCAACGUCUGCAGCAGCAAUGGGAGGAACAGCAGCGACAGCAGAUCCUUGCACAGCAACAAGCUCAGCGCGAUUUCGAGGAACAGCAACGUCUUCAGGCGGAGCAACAGCGACUUGCGCAAGAACAACUCUUACGCGACCAGUACCAGACACAGACCCAAGGUCGGCUAGCCGAGCUCGAGCAGGAGAAUCUGACCGCGCGGGCCCAGUAUGAGCGGGACCAGUUGAUGUUGCAACAGUACGACCGCCGCGUGAAGGACCUCGAAGAGCAGCUCAACCAAUUGACCUCGAACGUGAACAUGCAGAAUGCUUCGAGAGACGAACAGAUUCGGUCUCUCCAGGAGCAAGUCAACACAUGGCGGUCCAAAUACGAGGCGCUAGCUAAGCUCUACUCCCAGCUCCGACAGGAGCACCUGGACCUUUUGCAGACAACCAAGAGUCUCAAACUCAAGGCAGCAUCGGCGCAGGAGGCGAUCGAUCGGCGCGAGAAGCUUGAACGAGAACUCAAGACGAAGAACCUCGAACUGGCAGAUAUGAUUCGGGAAAGGGACCGUGCCCUGCACGAUCGGGAUCGUUUGACUGGAAAUAACAAGGAGGAGUUGGAGAAGGUCAAGCGAGAGCUGCGCCUUGCAAUCGAGCGGGCAGAGAAUGCCGAACGACAAAAGGGUACCGAAAUCUCCACCCUGUUGUCAAAAUACAACCGUGAGAUGGCCGAUUUGGAAGAAGCCCUUCGGAAUAAGAACCGUGCUCUCGAGGAAGCCUCUUCUCGGAAUACGGACCGCCAGGGCGGCCAUGACGCCCUGCUCCGUGAAAAAGAUGAGGAGAUCGAGGUUUACAAGUCCGGGAUGGAACAGGCCCUGAUGGAGUUGGAGGAACUGAAAUUGAACCAAGGUGAUGUCGACAACGCGCUGGAUUCCCAGAUCGACACCGUUUUGCUUAGCACCGUGGCCAAGAUCAACGACAUUAUCGACUCUGUGCUCCAGGCUGGUGUACAGCGGGUGGACGAUGCUCUGUAUGAGCUCGACUCCAGCAUGCAGGCUGGUAACCAGAACGCGUCCCCACCAUAUGUACUGUCGCAAAUCGAAAAGGCAUCGGCAUCCGCGACCGAGUUCUCCACGGCUUUCAACAACUUCAUCGCCGACGGCCCGAAUAGCACCCACGCUGAGAUCAUUCGGACAGUUUCCAUCUUUUCCGGCUCAGUUGCCGAUGUCCUUAGUAAUACCAAAGGACUGAUGCGGUUUGCUAACGAUGACAGAAGUGCCGACCAGUUGAUCAACGCUGCGCGAAAGUCCGCACAGGCCACGGUACGGUUCUUCCGGGGCCUCCAAUCUUUCCGGCUCGAGGGCUUGGAAGCUGAUCACAAGACCGACGUGGUCAUCAACAAUAAUCUCGAGGUGCAGCGGGACCUGCAGGCGCUGUCCAAAUUGGUCGAAACCUUUGCGCCCAAGAGCAGCAAGAUUAGCACUAAUGGCGAUUUGGGCGACCUGGUGGAUCAGGAACUAACCAAAGCAGCCGACGCCAUUGACGCCGCCGCUGCCCGAUUGGCCAAACUCAAGAAAAAGCCCCGUGAUGGAUUCUCCACAUAUGAGCUACGUAUCAACGAUGUGAUUGUGGAGGCCGCUAUCGCAGUGACUAACGCCAUUGCGGAACUGAUUAAAGCCGCCACCGAGUCGCAGCAGGAAAUAGUUCGCGAAGGCCGUGGUAGUUCGUCAAGAACUGCGUUCUACAAGAAAAACAACCGCUGGACAGAGGGCCUGAUCUCGGCCGCCAAGGCUGUCGCCAACUCCACCAACACGCUUAUCGAGACUGCUGACGGUGUCAUUUCCGGCCGCAACUCUCCGGAACAGCUGAUUGUGGCCAGUAACGAUGUGGCCGCCAGUACGGCCCAGCUUGUGGCCGCCAGUCGUGUCAAAGCGUCCUUCAUGAGCAAGACCCAAGAUCGUUUGGAGGCCGCCAGUAAGGCUGUCGGCGCCGCCUGUCGGGCACUCGUCCGGCAGGUACAGGAGAUUAUUGCCGAGCGCAACCAGGACGAUUCGGAGAAGGUCGACUACACUAAGCUUAGCUCGCACGAGUUCAAGGUGCGGGAGAUGGAGCAACAGGUCGAAAUCCUCCAACUAGAAAACAGCCUGGCUCAGGCGCGGCAACGCCUGGGCGAGAUGCGCAAGAUCUCGUACCAGGAGGACUGAGUUCCGCGCGAUGUGUCCCGCGUGGGACAGGUGUCAACAGUGGAUAUGGAGGAGGUGUUCGUGGGAUCAUGUAUGCGUGGGUAGAGCAGAUGAAGCUUAUCCUUUGAGUGGUAGGACAUUGACUCAGUGCACGGCUCCUUUACUUCGUUUCUUUCUUUCUCUUCCCCCUGUGUCUUAAUCUUCGUGACUAUCUUCUAUGGUUGGCAUCUCCCUCCUACCUAUUUGGAAUAUACUAGUAGAAACAACACACGAUCCCUCCCCACGAGAAAGGCGUAAAAGAAGAAAAAGAAC
Molecule: messenger RNA, 3760 nt
Organism: Aspergillus alliaceus
Lineage: Eukaryota; Fungi; Ascomycota; Eurotiomycetes; Eurotiales; Aspergillaceae
Product: putative cytoskeleton assembly control protein Sla2
Exons: 12
Coding region: 338-3469 (1043 amino acids)
Biological process (GO): clathrin coat assembly; actin filament organization; endocytosis
Cellular component (GO): actin cortical patch; clathrin-coated vesicle
Molecular function (GO): clathrin-cargo adaptor activity; actin filament binding; clathrin light chain binding
Source: RefSeq, a predicted model, not a curated record